Messenger RNA from Schizosaccharomyces octosporus yFS286, 1029 nucleotides. RefSeq lists its product as uncharacterized. Lineage: Eukaryota; Fungi; Ascomycota; Schizosaccharomycetes; Schizosaccharomycetales; Schizosaccharomycetaceae. The coding region runs from base 24 to 236 and encodes 70 amino acids. The transcript has a single exon. The record is from RefSeq and is a predicted model, not a curated record.
CAAAAAAAUGUCGAAAAAAAGGAAUGGAAAUUCUAUUAGGAUAUAAUUUUUUUAUAAAUAAGAUAUAUAUAUAUAUAUAUAUAUUAUAUUUUUUCAUCUAUGGUGGUAUUCCUUCAUUUGUGCUUUGCUUCAGUAAAGCGCGGAUGGAAAAGCGACGUGCUAUACGCAUCAAUCCUAUCGAGAUCAAUAGUAUUGACCAUAUAGAUUCCUUACAGAGGAUCAAGGAAAUGUCAUAAGAAAAAAGAAUAUGUAAUUUUUAAUACAAAAUUGGUUCGAGACUAGUGGCUGUGAAAGUUGCUUUUGCUGCUUGUGGUUUUUUCUUCUUUUCCUUUUUCUUUGUCAACAACUUUUAUUUUAUUUUAUUUUUAAUUUUUUUUUUCCAGCUGGCUAAUUGAUUCGUAAGUUUGUUGAUGAAAUUACCAGCAAAGGAGAUGACACUUGAUGUCCAGCACUGCUUUAUUUUUCGUAUGUCUUUUUUUCGCUUCAUUUCUAUGUCGCUCUUUUUAUGCAGGGCUCUAUAGACCAAGGCAGUAGUCGGUCUCUCUUUUAUGGUGGUAUUAGUUUGUUUUUGGUUUGGACUGUAAAGACAUCUUUUGGUAUGUUUCCUUUUUUCGCUUUCUAUCUAUUCUACAUUUACACUUUUACAUUGCAAGCGAAGUAUCAGUUUUGAAUUUUGAGUUUCCUUUGAUCAUAGAAAACAAUCCAUACUCCAUUGUAUCAAUGUUGUAAAAAGUCUAGCAGCAACUGGCGAGCAUUUGUCCCACCUAUCUUUUAGAGAAAGCGUAAGGAUCAUCCUUUUUAGAAUUGAUGAUUGACCAGAAGUUACUUUUGGGAAACGCUUUAUACGUAGAGAGGCUUCAUUGCAUGUUUCGAAAGAUUAAAGUGAAGUGAAAUAACUGAGUUGAAAAUGAAUGAAAUGAAAUGGAUGCGAUGUGAUGUGAUGCGACGCGAUGCGAUGUCGGGUCGUACGUACUGGAACAGUACUCUUUUUGUUUCCAUGAAAAGAAAAAAAAAAAAAAAAGGAAAAGC